CACUUUUGAAUUUGUUGUUGGGCGACUCGAUCUUCAUGCGAGGCUGGUUUGGACUGUUUGCGACCGUGCUCAGCACCUGCGUCGUCACGUCGAGUUACGGCACGAAAGGUGACAUGCCGACCAUGUUUCUCCGUAACCAAGCGCGUCUGGGUGCGACCGUGUUUGAAAGCAACACCGGACGCUUCGCGCUCGGUGAAAAGGCGCAAAGCGAGUUCUUUUACUUGAUCAAGAAACCCUGCUUCGGCAUGAUGCCGAAUGCGCGCUGCCCCAAGCUAUGCGAGGCGUCGGACAUUGACGACACGGUCCAGGACUGCACGAGGUGCAUCGGGUACAAGCUCAUGCCCAAGUCAUCGUGCACCCAAUGCAAGAAACAAAGCUGCCACACCUGCGGUGGCUACAAACUCAUGCCGACGGCGAAGUGCACGGGCUAUGAAAUCCGGCCUACCACGACGGUGAAACCCACGACGACCACCAAGCCGACGACAUACCCGACCCCAGCGCCGACGACAUACCCGACCACGAAGCCAACGCCGUCGCCGACGACGUACCAGAACCCCGUCGUGGCAGAAACGGCAGGGCCAGCCCCAGCGGCAACCAUCCCUAUCCCCGACAACGGAGGUGUGCCCGGCUCGAACGGCGGCAGCUCUGGCUUGAACAGUGGUACUUCUGGCACGAACGGCGGCUCUGCCAACGGGGGUGCGGGGUCUGCGUCGACAGCCGCUCCCGCCUCGGGUUCGACCACGUCUAGCAACGCCAAUGGGUCCUCUGCUGCCACAAAGACAGGUCUGUCUGGCGGCGCGAUUGCUGGCAUUGUUGUCGGUUCUCUCGCAGCGGCAGGUGCUGUGGGUUUCUUCAUCUGGAAGAAGCAAAAGGACCAACACCGCGAGGCCGAAAUUUUCAGCGACCCGCCCCACGAUGUCGAAGCCCAAGGAGGAGACUACGCUGCCAUGUAAACUGGCAUCAUGGCCAGCUCUCUCACACGUGGGCGGCGCUGUGUAUUGUUCGCAGACACUGCUUGGUCAUAACAUAGCUUUUCUGUUUCGAGUGCGGAUCACUGGUGCUGCUGCGUGGGUGACAACCAACAUGGACAUGUAACUGUAAACAUCACUUUCAGUCAGAUCGUAUAUGUGACAAUUGUAUCAUCUUUAUUCUAUAUUAAUUCAACUAUUCAAAAAAAUUAAAA
This is a messenger RNA of Aphanomyces invadans, 1183 nucleotides long. RefSeq lists its product as hypothetical. The transcript has a single exon. The coding region runs from base 36 to 953 and encodes 305 amino acids. The record is from RefSeq and is a predicted model, not a curated record. Lineage: Eukaryota; Oomycota; Saprolegniomycetes; Saprolegniales; Verrucalvaceae.